Spodoptera exigua (beet armyworm) is the source of this 1305-nucleotide messenger RNA. NCBI's taxonomy places the organism in Eukaryota, Metazoa, Arthropoda, Insecta, Lepidoptera, Noctuidae. The record is from the annotation of a GenBank genome assembly.
AUGCUGACUCUUAAGUUAGGCGUCAGAGGUCUUCACAAUCUGGAGAUCAACGUCCCCAACGCUGUGCUGGUAGGGGAAACCGUCACAUUAGAAUGUAGCUGGCAGUUAGAAGACGAAGAAGCCUUGUACAGUGUGAAAUGGUACCGAGGGAGAGAGGAAUUUUACCGCUACAUCCCCAAAGAACUACCACAUACCAGGGUAUUUCCAUUACCAGGAAUUGAAGUAGAUAUAUCGAGAUCGGGUGCUCGUCGCGUGGUCUUACAGCAGGCGACGCCGGCAAUGGCCGGACGGUUUCGGUGUGAGGUAUCGGCAGAUGCACCGACUUUCCAUACCGAAAUACGAUCAGCACCUUUAGAAGUCGUCGAGGCUCCGGAAUGGGGUCCAAAAUUGGUGUCGGACCGGUCGUGGUACGGAGUGGGGUCUACACUGCGCGCGACCUGUGCCUCGCCACCUUCCCAUCCACCAGCCAACCUGACCUUCGCACUAAAUGGACGUGAGAUCGACAUGGAGACCGUGGUACACGAGUUGCCGACAUGGUUCAAAUGGGAUCCUCCUCCGAAGGCUGAAACGACGACUACUGAGCAGCCAGACGAUGAUGUGAACUUCAAUAUUUUUCAUGAUGAAGGGAAUAUUCAAUAUUUGGACGAGUCGUAUAUAAAUUUGCAUAAAGAGGAGAUCAGAAGGCCUCCGAAGGAGAGUUUGAAGCCGACGUUUGAGAGAACGGGACCAGAUAACCGACUGCCUUCUGUCGGGGACGUGUCGUUCGUGGUUCGCAACGAGGCGUUUGAGCGUGGCAGUCUCCGGCUGACCUGCAUAGCGAGCAUAUACAACUUGUACGCGGCACGCGCCGAACUAAUUUUCGAUAUGGAGCAACCAGAGGUUGCCUCCGUGCUAGGCGUCCGUAAUAGAGCAGUAGAUUCAAGGAGACUUUGGCGAAUACCAACCACCCUCAUUCCACUGCUGUACAGUAUCCGGUAGUUCGUUCAACAACUUUACUAAUUAAGUACAAAGUUAUUUUAAAUACGAUUCACAUUAAAAUAACUCUCAUUGUGUACAAAUUCAUUGAACAUAUCCAAUCUCAUGAAUUUAUGUAAUACGUAUAUUUCGUUGUACCACAUUAUUUUAUUUUUAAAAGUAGAUAGUGAAGCGAAUAUCGUAAAUAAUAUUCAUAUUGUUUAUUAAAAAGAGAAUUGUUUAUAAUAUUUUUAGUCUUAGGUCAAACUGGCCAAAUAGAUUUAAUAAAGAAUUAAUCCGAAUGUAAGAUUAGAUGAAUUAUUAUUAUACACUUCGUAGAGGUUGUCCGAU